This is a messenger RNA of Crotalus tigris (Tiger rattlesnake), 2844 nucleotides long. RefSeq names its product family with sequence similarity 163 member A (gene FAM163A). NCBI's taxonomy places the organism in Eukaryota, Metazoa, Chordata, Lepidosauria, Squamata, Viperidae. The transcript has 4 exons. Bases 508 to 1011 code for a protein of 167 amino acids. The record is from RefSeq and is a predicted model, not a curated record.
CCAUAUCCCUCCAAGAUUUACAAUCCCGAAGUUGGACUGCUUUGACCUAGUCGAAGAAGGUGGCCGUGGGAACUGGUCGUCGCUGAUUAGUGUUACCCGCUUUCUGACGCCCGGUGACACAAUCUCCCGUUCCGCACAGUGAUAUCCGCGUGUCCCGACGUCCCUGUUACAAGAGUGCCGGGGAUCGUCUUCAAGCUCUAACUGGCGGGCGAUGGAACCUCGGCGCCCCCUGCAGGAGGGGGAAUCCAGCGCAUCCUUUGGGAGAGUGCGGCGCUGAAAUGUACCAGAAUCUCCCCAAGAGCUUGAAGGCGCUUUGAUCGCCACCGCGGCUCCGAUCUCCCUGCUUGUUUCCCCCCCAUCUACAUACUUUUCUUCUCCCGCAGUUGCUACUGAGGUCCAGCGUCUUUGGACAGUUGCAGAGCUGGAAAUCGGGCGACUUCACCCAAGUAGACGCCUCCAAGGGUCCAAUAUACCCUUCACUGAACAAUUUGAUGGAGAAUCGGUCGGAUGACAGCAGGAACUGUUGUGAUCACUGGGGGAAUACUAGCAACUGUCAUCUUAUUUUGUAUCAUUGCAGUUCUUUGCUAUUGUAGGCUACAGUAUUAUUGCUGCAAGAAAGAUGAAUCUGAGGAAGCCAAAGAGGAAGAAGAGGAGGAAGAGGCGGAGGAAGAAGAAGUCAAUCUCCCCCUGCAUUCACACUACAUUAUGUGCAAUGCUUGCAACUGUCGUAUCAUGGACGGGCAGGGCAAUUCUUCCUUUCCACUCUGUGAGCUGAACAAACAGAGUAACCGGAACUAUGGCCCAGUCUGUUCCCCCUGCAGGUCUCCCUUUUAUAUACGGACCGGUGAGAUAGUACAGAAUGGGGGUGAGAAUGUCACCUACACACCCAUAUGCUGCAAGGAUAUGGGGUUGCCUGCCAAUCUGGCAACCCAUCAAAAUUACCCGGUGAUCCAUCACUGCGCCAUCCAUGGGACUUUUCCAAAUCUGAGGGCUUUCAGUACAGAAGUAUGAUCACUGUCUAUCACUAUCACAGGUGCUUCAGUGUGAUCCACUUGCUGGGUGGGGAUUUUAAUGUUAUAUGUUUCAGCCAAAAUGGAACAUAUAUCCAAGACCCAUCAUUGUCCCUGAUCUUUGCAGUAAAAGAUUUGUAACUUUGUAACCAAGGGUAGGUGGGUGGAGUUGUGCAAAUUUCAACCUGCAAAGUGAUACUGUUGUUUCCACUGAGGAUUCUUGUCUAAAGAGGGCUAUCUAUAAUAUAAAAACUAUCUUGCAUUUCAAGGUUUUUGGAAUCCAAUUUACAAUUCCACCCCCAGUAAGAGAUUUGGGAUCUACCAUUAGGCAUUCCCAUUUGUCUCUUUCUUUAAAGCAAUACCCGCUCACUUCCCUUGAUUAGUAGAGUAGGCUCACAAUGGUCAGUUCGAGAACUUUUUAGGGAACAUCAUAAUUCCCAACCAGGAUGGGGACAUCAGUGAGAAGGAUGACAACAUGUUUGCUGAAUUAGUAUUCAUUGCAAGUGGAACAAGAACUAACAAGAAUGAAAUGUUUUGAUUAUUUCUUUAAUCCAUUGGUUAUCAACUGAAUGCUAUAUUUGUACUAGAAUGUAAAAUAGGCAGCCAUAUUGUAUGUAUUACACACAUGAACACGCAUACACAAGCACAUACAUUUACUAAGGGUAAGAAACUGGGAGUUGAAGAACUGGAGAAAUUACCAAUUUCUUCUGAAAUCUGAUUAUUUUUUACAUGGCAAAAACAUCCUGUUCUCUCCAAAUUCUCAGUUCUUAACAGGCUUUCUUAAGAACAAUUCAUACUGACACUUAAAGGCCACCCCCAUCCCAAGCUUUGUUAAGUCGUUUUUCUAACUUCCUGUCCUCAUGUAAUUAAAGCUGGUAGAAUUGCGAAAGGUAAUAUUUUUAUGAUCAAGCCAUGGCAAGGAAGCAUUGAAGUGACUACGAUGGUCAAUGCCAAAUUCAACAGUUUUAUGACUUUUUAAAGGUAAUACCUUUUAAAAUAGAAUUGGUCAGAUACAAAGAAAAGUGUACUGAUUUGGUUUCAAAAUUUGAUUGAUAACUUCUGCCAGUCUUCCCUUUGCUAUGUGUGAAAUGUUGUUCAUGUGUUUGACAUUCUGAUGGUUUGAUCUUCUAAGAAUGGUAGAUGAGGCUAUUUUGGCAACUACUUGGUCUACUCUUUUGAACAAGCACAAGAGUCAUUCUCUGAAGCAUGAUUAAGCAGCCAGUCUUGCAUACUCUUCUUUAUUUAUAUGUUUAUAAAUGUUUAUCAGAGAAGAAAUUUAAGACCUUAGCCUAAAAUGGUAAUUAUCUCAAGAACACAAGAACGCUGACAUGAUAAAGGAAUCAGUAUAUGCACAUUCAUUUCAAUUAUAUUUUGAACAAUUUGAGUUUAAUCUGGAUUGUACCCAUUUAUCCCAGUCCCUAGUUCCAGUGGAGCUGCAUUUGAGCAAAAACAGAGCUCCCUCCACAACAGAAUCCUAAUUUUGUAGCGUUUAAAAGUCUGUGGAGAACAUAUACACCGGAGUUGCAUCUCUGUUUACACAGUUCCUCUUUACCCAUAGAGUUUUACAAGACUUUUCUGGGUUGUGGUGGGGGGAGACCUAAUGUACUCUUGCACAUAGAGGUAACAUGUAUCUCUAAUCUGGGAGAGAUGUGACAAAUGCGUGCCUGCGGUUCUUUGAGAUAGGACAGUCAACAAUACAGUUGUAUAUUGCCAGCACCACCCUUCUCAUGUUCAUGAAUAACUUUUAUGCUGAGCACACAGAGAACUACACUUCCAGCUUCUUGGUCCUGUAUAUGUCUGGAAAUUCUUAAUAUUCAGGGAAUAAAAUAUUUGA